Messenger RNA from Cyprinodon tularosa, 2381 nucleotides. Its product is annotated as hyaluronan synthase 1-like. Bases 107 to 1825 code for a protein of 572 amino acids. Gene Ontology annotation, biological process: hyaluronan biosynthetic process; extracellular matrix assembly. Gene Ontology annotation, molecular function: hyaluronan synthase activity. Lineage: Eukaryota; Metazoa; Chordata; Actinopteri; Cyprinodontiformes; Cyprinodontidae. The record is from RefSeq and is a predicted model, not a curated record. The transcript is spliced from 5 exons.
GAUAGAAGCCUUUCAAACCUGCCAACUUCAGACCAAAGGCAACCUAACUAAGAAGAACAACGGUUGUGCGAACCUCAAAGUCAAAGGAAUCUCAAAGAAGAAGAAAAUGAAGCUGAAAAAUUUAUUAAAGAAGCUCGGCACAAUCCUACGAGCCAUUUUUACCUUCCUUUUUGCUUUGGCGGUUCUGGGAGUCAUGGUAUGGGCCUAUGUGGCAGGCUUCCAGCUGGCUACAUCCAAGUAUGGGAUCAUUUCUUUUGGUUUUUAUGGAGUCCUGCUCUCUCUUCAUGUUCUGGUCCAAAGUCUGUUCGCCUUUGUUGAGCAUCGGCGGAUGAAAAGUCGCACAAAACCAUACAGCUUCACUAAAGAGAUUGGAUUUACUAUCUCUGCUUACCAGGAAGAUCCCAAUUACCUCAGAGAGUGCCUCAACUCUGUCAGGGCCUUGAAGUAUCCCCCGGAGUUGAUGCGUAUCAUUAUGGUGAUAGAUGGCAACUCGGACGAUGACCGGUACAUGAUGGACAUGUUCAGGGAGGUUUUCUCAGACCAGGAUCCAGGUUUUUUUGUUUGGAAGAACAACUAUCAUUCAUGGGAUCCCACAAAAGCUGAGCAGGAUGAAGAAAGUGGGUCAGGAAAUGGUGCUAACUAUGUAAUCGGUGAGGAUCCUCAGAGAAAGGAAGUGGAGCACCUGAUCCAGACCAAAAGGUGUGUGUGCAUCAUGCAAAAGUGGGGUGGCAAGCGAGAGGUGAUGUACACCGCAUUUAAGGCACUUGGAUCAUCAGUUGACUACAUCCAGGUGUGUGAUUCUGAUACCAAGCUUGACCCGUUGGCCACUGUAGAGCUGUGCAAGGUGUUGGAGAGCAACCCACGUUAUGGUGCUGUUGGAGGAGACGUGAUGAUCCUUAACUUGAAAGACUCUUAUAUAAGCUUUAUGAGCAGCCUCAGGUACUGGAUGGCUUUCAACAUUGAACGGGCCUGCCAGUCCUUUUUCAACUGUGUCUCCUGUAUUAGUGGUCCUCUGGGUUUGUACAGGAAUGACCUUCUCCAGCAGUUUCUUGAAUCCUGGUACAAUCAGAAGUUCCUGGGAAGUCAUUGCACAUUUGGUGACGACAGGCAUCUCACCAACCGUAUUCUGAGCAUGGGCUAUGCCACAAAGUACACGGCACGCUCAAAGUGCUACACAGAAACACCUGCACAGUUUCUUCGCUGGCUCAACCAGCAAACUAGAUGGACCAAAUCCUACUUCCGUGAGUGGCUCUACAACGCCAUGUGGUGGCACAAGCAUAACCUCUGGAUGACCUAUGAGUCCAUUGUCUCAGGCAUUUUCCCUUUCUUUGUCACGGCCACCAUCAUCCAAUUGUUCUGGACUGGCUCACUGUGGGACAUCCUUUGGGUUCUCUGUUGUAUUCAGCUCAUUGGGCUGGUGAAAGCAGCAUACGCCUGCCUUCUUCGCAGAAAUGCUGUGAUGGUCUUCAUGUCGCUCUACUCAUCCUUGUACAUGACCAGUUUGCUGCCUGCAAAGUACUUUGCCAUUCUCACAAUUAACAAAAGAAGCUGGGGGACAUCAGGAAGACGGAAGAUUGUUGGUAACUACGUCCCUCUGCUUCCACUGUCAGUGUGGGCCGCUGUCCUGUUAAGUGGUUUUGGAUACACGAUUUACAGGGAAAGUCAACAAGACUGGUCAAUGCCUGCCAAGAUAACGGAGACUAAGUUUCUUGUUUUUGGAUCAGUGGCUUACUUAUGUUACUGGCUGUUUAUGAUAUGUCUCUACUGGGCUUGGUUCCACAGGUUAUGCAGGAAACGUAGCCAAAGCUACUCUCUUAAUGUGUAGAUCUAAAGACAUAAUUCAACAGAUAUAAAUUAAUUUAUUGUAUUUAUUUUUACAGUGCAAACUUAAUAGGGAAAACAAGGACAUCUCCUUUUUUUCAAAUGUUUGGAAUAAAAUACAAAUAAUGUACUUAUACUGAGAUGCUUUAAUGCAUUUAAAUGCAUCUAAACUGAAGUUUGUGGGUUUAUGCAAUACUCAAUCUGUCUUGAAUAGGUGACGACAAAACAGACUGUCUGUUAUAAGAUUUUUGUUCGUAAUAUUUAAAUCAGGGGAGAAGUGAUUAUUUGUAGAAAGACUUAAUUUAAUUAUUUAACUACUGUCCAUGAAUUAUAGCUGUGUACAAAUUGGGAAGAAUUAAGACGUCUUUUUUUUCAUUGCACUGAAUGUUGUACUGCAUCUUUGUAUUUUUGCACAUUUACUUGAAACUUAUUUAUUACACUGUGAAUAUCCAAGCAGAAGAAGCCUGUUACAAAUGCACUUUUGUCAUAGAAUUUCAUGAAUUGAUGUAAUUAUUUGUGACAUUGUUCUCAUGGCUGUUCUUGGCUGUAAAUAUUUUGUA